AUGGAUGUUUUUGAAGAUGGGGGUGAUAGUUUUGAUGGUGAAGCAGCUAGAAGCAAUGUGCAAGAUUCAGAUCCGUCUAACAACAACAAUGCAGUUGCUGCAACUCAUGUUGGUAAGAGACGUAGAAAACUCACAUCACAUGUAUGGACUCAGUUUGAAAUUCUUCCUGUUGAUCCAGAUAAUAAGCUUUAUGCGAAGUGCAUGAAAUGUGGUCAUAAGUACUUGUGUGAUAGUAAAUAUGGUACUGGAAAUUUAAAGCGUCAUCUUGAUUCUUGUUUGAAAUCCGAUACCCGUGAUAUUGGCCAAUUAUUAUUAUCUACAUCUGAAGGGUCUAUCAUAACAAGGUCUGCUAAGUUUGAUCCCAAUAAAUUUCGUGAAUUACUAGUGAUGGCAAUUAUCAAGCAUGAGCUGCCCUUUCAAUUUGUUGAGUAUGCUGGAAUUAGGGAUGUGUUUAAUUACAUUUGUGCUGAUAUCAAAUUGAUAUCUCGAAAUACUGCAAAGGCUGAUGUGUUGAGUUUGUACAAUAGAGAAAAGGGUAAGCUUAAGGAACUUUUGGGUUCAAUCAGUGGUAGAGUUUGUUUGACAUCUGAUUUGUGGACUUCUAUAACCACAGAUGGUUAUCUUUCUCUCACUGCCCAUUUUGUUGAUGCUAAUUGGAAAUUGCAAAAAAGAAUUUUGAAUUUCAGUUUUAUGCCUCCUCCUCAUAGUGGUGUUGCAUUGUGUGAGAAGAUCUAUAAGUUGUUGACUAGUUGGGGGGUGGAAAAGAAACUUUUUUGUAUGACUUUGGACAAUGCAUCUUCAAAUGAUAGUUUUGUUAUGUUGUUGAAGGGGCAGCUUAACUUGCAGAAUGCACUAUUAAUGAAUGGUAUAUUUUUUCAUAUUCGGUGUUGUGCACACAUCCUGAAUUUAAUAGUGCAAGAUGGGUUGAAACACAUUCAUGAUUCUGUGGGGAAAAUUAGGGAAAGUAUUAAGUAUGUUAGAGGUUCACAAGGGAGGAAACAGAAGUUCUUAGAUUGUGCUGCACAAGUUUCUUUAGAUUGUAAAAAGGGUUUGCGCCAAGAUGUACCCACAAGAUGGAACUCCACAUUUCUAAUGAUUGAUAGUGCACUUUAUUAUCAACGGGCAUUUCUGCAUUUGCAAUUAAGUGAUUCAAAUUACAAGCAUUCUCUCACUGAAGUUGAGUGGCAAAAAUUAGAAAAACUUAACAAGUUUCUCAAGGUAUUUUAUGACGUCACUUGCUUGUUUUCUGGAACUAAAUACACUACUGCAAAUCUGUAUUUUCCUCAAGUGUUUGUGGUGGAAGAUACUUUGAGAAAAGCUAAAAUUGAUCAAGAUGAUUUCAUGAGAUCUAUGGCAACUCAAAUGAUGGAAAAGUUUGAUAAGUAUUGGAAAGAGUACAGCUUGAUCCUUGCAAUUGCUGCCGAAUCAGUUGUUGGUAUAUCAAGUACCUCAAAUAGUGUUCGUUCUCAUGUUGAUGACAUGGUAUCAAAGGAAUGCAUGAAUGUUAUGAAGGAAUUUGAUACCUUUGAAAGUGAGGAGUCUAUCACAUCUUCCCAAAAGUCACAGCUGCAAUUGUAUUUGGAUGAGCCUAAAAUAGAUAGGAAGAUAAAUUUGAAUGUUCUUGAUUUUUGGAAGGUCAACCAAUUUCGAUAUCCUGAACUAUCUAUUUUGGCUCGUGAUGUACUAUCUAUUCCAAUAUCUACAGUCGCAUAUGAGGCAUCAUUUAGUGUUGGUGGUAGAGUGCUUGAUCAGUAUCGUAGUGCUCUCAAACCUGAAAAUGUUGAGGCACUAAUUUGUACACGAGACUGGAUAUUUGGUGACCAAGAAAAUCCCACUGUGGCACCCAACUUGGAAGAAUUGACAGAGGAUAUUAGUAACAUAGCCAUAAAUCUCUCCCAAUCUGCUGAGUGCUCCAAUACCAUUGUUGCUAGUGGCUAA
Molecule: messenger RNA, 1938 nt
Organism: Prunus armeniaca (apricot)
Lineage: Eukaryota; Viridiplantae; Streptophyta; Magnoliopsida; Rosales; Rosaceae
Source: the annotation of a GenBank genome assembly